AUGCCGCCGCCCGUGCCGCCCGAAGUGCGGCCAUGGCAGCCACACAUGCAGCAGGAAGACCCGCGGAGGCUCCGCCCCGAGCUCGGCGCCUGCGUGUCUCGGCGGCCCCCGUGCUGCCGGGGGGAUGCCGGGCCCCCGGAGCACUUCACGGCCGACCUCGAGGCCUGCGAGGGCGCCUACGUGCCCUCCGUGGACUCGCUCGUGUCGCUGCCCUCCGCGCCGGGUUCCGACCUGGGCGCCCUGGCGCACUGCGAGGAGCUGCUCGCCGGGCUCCGCUCGUCGCUCCGGUCCGACCUUCGGGAGGAACUGCACCAGCUGAGGGCGGUGCACCUCCUACCCGCGAUGGCCUCCCUGCACGACGCCGUGCAGCAGUCGCUCGGGGAGGCGGAGGAGCGCCUGCACGCCGCGCUGGCGGGGCGCCCUUGCGGGCCGGCGCCGGGCCGGCUCGCGCCCGCGGCGGGGCCGGGCCCGCCGCAGGGCCCGCCGCAGGGCCCGCAGGGGGCCGCGGCGCCCGGGGGCGCGCGGGGCCCGCCGCGGGCAGACCAGAGGAUGUUCUGCUCCGAGCCCGCCGCGAGCGGCUCCGGCAGCCCGCGUCCGUCUUCUGCAGCUUCGGGGUCGCUGCCGCGUUUGCUG
This is a messenger RNA of Prorocentrum cordatum, 633 nucleotides long. The record is from the annotation of a GenBank genome assembly. NCBI's taxonomy places the organism in Eukaryota, Dinophyceae, Prorocentrales, Prorocentraceae.